CCGCUCUUCACGGUGCACGGGGAGGAGCCGCUGCCGCUGGCCGCCAUCCGCGCCGCCCUCUUUGAGAGCGCACCGCCGCCGCCGCACCGCGCCACCCGCAGCCAGCCCCUGCAGUCCAGCAGCUUCCUCCACCACCUCGACCGCGUCACCCAGGAGGUGCUGGCCGCCGUCAUGGCCGCCCAGAGGAGCGGGGCGCAGCCCGGGGAGGUGGUCUGUGUCCCCGGCGUUGCCGAAGGGCUGGUGCUGAACAGGCCCGUGAGCAUGGCUGAGCUGAGCCGCCUGCGGAGGCAGUUCAUCAGCUACACCAAGAUGCAGCCCAGUGACGAAAACUUGCCCCAGUUGGCCAGCAUGUUCCUGCAGUACCUGAGCCGCAGCAUCCAGUGAACCCUGUCACCUGUGCCACGCACAGCAGUGGCCGUGGUCUGGUCCCAAAGUACUUGCAACAGUAAGAACAUGCCUUCCAGCCACAGACCCCUUGGAGCCUGGGUCCCACCUAUUGCAUAUUGGAUCACGAGGCAACAGCAGCUCUGGGAAGAUGGAUGCCGUGUCCCUGCAGCAGCGGAGCAAGCUAUAUUGCUAAAAGGAUCUGUAGGGAUGCUGUUCCCCCACCCCUGCAUUCUCCCCACUUGCAUCUUUCAAAAAGGAGAGCUACUGUUGCAUCCCCAAGCAAGUGAAGUCUCCUAUGGAGACCUAAACCCCAGUAAUCAAAGUGUCUGAACAUGAAAGCCCAAAAGGUGGUGACCGUAGGGAAGACUUUUCCCUUCCACAUUGGCAUGUGUAUGUCUUGAAUAAGAAGAUUGUUCUUCCGAGACUGUCUCCAGAUAAUGUCAAACUGCAGAAGAGACUUCAGGUCCAGAACUGGGAUAGGCUGUAUUUUUAGGAUGUGACUGUCUCAAAAAAUCCUACUGAACCCAAGAGAUAGAUUUGCAAAUUCUGUGCAACAGAAGGGCGCUGGCUUAGCAAACUCAAACCUCUCUGUUUCAGGUUUAACAAUAAAAUGUGUGCCUUAAUUGGAGUAAAGUCUUAAUUUACCUGCAGGACUAUUCUAUUGAAAUAACUUGCUAUGUCUUUUCUCUGCAAGGUCAUCAUUAAACGCCUUUAAAAACACUAAUUGUUUAAGAGUGAGUGCUCUCAUAGGAAAAAUGAGCUGAAA
Messenger RNA from Aptenodytes forsteri (emperor penguin), 1153 nucleotides. RefSeq names its product KTI12 chromatin associated homolog (gene KTI12). NCBI's taxonomy places the organism in Eukaryota, Metazoa, Chordata, Aves, Sphenisciformes, Spheniscidae. The transcript has a single exon. The annotation marks the transcript as partial. The record is from RefSeq and is a predicted model, not a curated record.